UUGCUUUUGUUAAAGUAUACAUCGUCCAUGGCUGUUUCUUUGCAAGUCUUGCUGCUGGUCGGCUAGCUAAGGAGAAGCUGAAGAAGAUAGUGAGAUGAAGGACAGUCGUAUAAAGUUGUUUGAUAUGGAAAAUUAUCUGAAGGAGAACUUCAAUAUUCCGGCGAAGCAUGCUUCCGAUGAGGAUUUGAAGAGAUGGAGGUCUAAAGUAGGGAUCGUUAAGAAUCCACGCAGGAGGUUUCGCGGCCUUCGCAAUCUUCAAGAGAGAUCUCAAGCAAGAGAAAAACAGCUUCGAAAUAUUGAGGACAAUAUAAAAAAUGUCUUUUACAAUCAAGAUGUGGCACUGUCUUUUACGAAUGAUAACUGGGUAUAUACACCUCCAAGGGAAGUGGUACAAGCUGGCUUUGGGAUUGACAGUGUCAUACUUUCGUCUAUGGUUUCUGCAGGAAAGAUACAGGUCUUGCAGGAACUUGGUGGCAUUGAAGGGGUUGCCAGGUUCCUUUCUGUCUCACUUGAUAGGGGUAUCAGCACUUUGGAAAGACCUCCCAUCUCUGUCAGGCAAAAAAUUUUUGGAUCUAACCUGAAUAAGGAGAAGCCACCUAGAAGUUUUUGGAAAUUUUCUUGGGAAGUGCUGCAGGAUAGAACUCUUAUACUUCUCUUGUUCUGUGCUGUUGCAUCUAUGCUUCUUGGUGUUUCUUCUGAAGGUUGGCCAAAUGGCAUGCAUGAAGGAUGGGGUAUUAUAUUCUGCACAAUUUUGGUCAUACUGAUUACAUCAAUAACUAAUUAUAGACAACACUUGGUCUUCCGUAGAUUAGUUGAAGAAAAGAAAAAGAUUUCUGUUUUGGUCACCAGAGAUGGUCGAAAACAAAAGCUGUCUAUCUAUGAUUUGGUGGUUGGAGAUGUUGUUCAUUUGUCAGUUGGUGAUCAAGUUCCUGCUGAUGGUAUUUAUAUAUCAGGUAACAGCUUAUUGAUUGAUGCAUCAUGCUUGUCAGGUGAGAGUUGCCCCGUUGAUAAACAUGAAGGGAAACCAUUCCUUCUAUCUGGGACCAAAGUACUAGACGGAUCUUGCAAGAUGCUGGUGGCAUCCGUUGGUAAACAAACUAUAUUGGGAAGGUUGAUGGAAACUCUUAAUGAAUGGGGAGAAGAUGAGACGCCUUUACAGGUCAAGUUGAAUUCUGUUGCUAGAGUUGUUGGGAAUAUAGGUUUGUUUUUUUCUUUGCUGGUUUUUCUGGUUCUCACACAAAGGUUUUUGCUGGAGAAGGCAUCUCAUAAUGUGUUAAUGGAUUGGUCCUCUAAGGAUGCGUCUAAGUUGCUGAACUACGUUGUGAUUGCUGUUAGCAUAUUCAUGGGUGCAUUUCCAAAGGGCCUACCAUUGGCAGUGAUACUGAGUCGACUGUUUGCAAUGAGAAGAUUAAAGAAUAGAAGUGCUUUAGUGAGGCAUCCUUCUGCAUGUGAGAUAAUGGGUUCUGUUUCUUGUAUUUGCACGGAUAAGACGGGAACAUUGACAACCAGCAAUAUGACAGUGGAUAAGCUGUGGAUUUGUGAUAGAUUGAUUGAAGGCGUAGAGACAAGUGCUUUGAGAUCAGCCGUCUAUAGGAGAGUUCUUGAUGUUCUUUUGCAGAUUAUUUUUAAGAACACUUCUGCAGAAGUGGUAGAAAUAGAUGAUGGGAAGACAAUCCUAGGUUCUCCAAUUGAGUCAGCAUUACUAGAAUAUGGUUUGCUUUUAGACUCCGAUUUUAAUGCCCAAUUAUCUGAGAGUAAUAUUGUGAAGGUAGUGCCAUUCCAUCCUAUGAGGAAAAAAAUGUCUGUAGUUGUAGCUCUCCCAGCUGGCAAUUUGCUAGUGCUCACUAAAGGGGCACCAGAAGUCAUACUAGAUUUGUGUGAAAAAGUCUUUGAUUGCAAUGGAGAACCCAUUCCCCUUGCAGAAGCAAAGAGGCAGGUUAUAAUGGAUAUUGUAAUUGCUUUAUCACGUGAAGGUCUGAGCACUUUGUGCUUUGCUUCUAAAGAGAUUCCUGGAACUUCAGAUGAAAAGGAACUACCAACCAAUGGCUACACUCUAGUGGCUGUGGUGGGAAUUAAAAAUCCAGUCCGACAAGGGGUCAAGAGGGCGUUUCAAGCUUGCUUGGAUGCAGGCAUAUCAAUAUGUGUUAUUACAGGUGACAAUAUGAAUACAGCUGAAGCUGUAGCUAAAGAAUGUGGCAUACUAACAGAUGAUGGUCUUGCUAUAGAAGGUUCUGACUUUCGCAAUAAACGCAUUGAGGAGAAAUCACUGCCAAAAGUCCAGGUGAUUGCACGUUCCUUCCCUUCUGACAAGUAUGCUUUUGUGAGUUUGUUGAGACGCAAGUUUGGGGAAGUUAUUGCAGUGACAGGUGAUGGGACCAAUGAUGCUCCAGCUCUUCGUGAAGCUGACAUUGGACUUGUUAUGGGUAUCACUGGGACUGAGGUUGCCAAGGAGAGUGCUGAUGUAAUUAUGAAGGAUGACGACUUCACAAGCAUUGUGGAUCUCAUCAAAACUGGCCGAGCAGUUUAUCUAAACAUCCAAAAAGCCAUACAAUUCCUGUUAACAAUCAAUAUAGUUGUGCUUAUGCUCAGUUCUUUUUCUGCAAUUAUUUCAUGGUCUGCUUUUAUCACACCUUUCCAGCUACUUUGGGUGGAUAUGGUAGUUGGAAUUCUUGGAUCAUUACUUUUAGCUGCAAAUCCACCUAGUGAUUCUAUAAUGCAGAGGGUGCCUUUUAGAAAGGAUAUGGAUCUCAUCACCCCUACUAUGUGGAUAAACACAAUUGGUCAAAGUAUUCAUCAAAUGGUUGUUCUAUUAAUCUUUAAAAUAAAUGGGAGAAGCCUAUUGAAUCUUACGGGUACAAAAGCUGAUUCUGUCCUGGAUACAUUUAUAUUCAAUACAUUUGUGUUUUUCCAGGUAUUCAAUGCAAUAAAUAAUCAUGAGGUGCAAAAGCUGAAUGUCUUUCGUGGUCUGUUCAAUUGGCAUUUCUUUGCUGUCAUGGCGUUUAUAGUUGUUUCCCAGGUCAUAAUAGUUGAAUUAUGGGGUUCAUUCUCAAACACUGUACCUCUCUGCUGGGAGUUAUGGGUGAUCAGUGCAUUGCUUGCAUCUACAAGCAUGAUUCUUGCUGCAAUGUUGAAGUUGAUCAAGCACAAUCAUUUUAUGAUGAUCACCAAAUUUUAUAGUCAGGCAUUUCGCUAUAAGCGUACUUCUAGAUGCAAUAUCAAAGUUGACUGACCUGACCAUUUUGACAAGAAUGCUUGCCCAACUUAUGGUCUCUUAGAUUAUUGGAAAUGCUGAAGCGUAAUAACUACGAACUAGCUCUUACAAAAUCUCUCUGCUGCUCUCUUGUUAGCUUAUGAAGGAUGUGGUUGUUGCCAGCCUCCCAUUUUGGCAUGGAUCAGGUCUGUUGAUCUAAUUCAGUGAGUAUUCUCCUAAAUUUACUCCUUUUUAGUUCAUUUAUUUAGUAGAAUCAAUUCUUUAAAGCUGCAAGAACAACUUUGAGAGAUUCAAACCGGCAUUCUGUCAGUGCAGAAACAUUUAUUGUGUGUUCUUUUUUCUUUUGUAUAUUUUGUAUAUAUUCAAGUGAGGGUUUUUGUCAGAGUAAGAAUAGCUAUGUGUGUCUUGCUAGGAUUUUGCUUUCUAUUCUAGAGUUUGAGGUUGUGGCUGCAGCUGCUCUUUCAGUGUAUAAAUGUGGUUGUAUGGUAAUCUUGAUUCAUUUGCAGAGAGACUAAUGUUCAUUUUUUGUAUGUAA
This is a messenger RNA of Jatropha curcas, 3746 nucleotides long. RefSeq names its product calcium-transporting ATPase 4, plasma membrane-type. Gene Ontology annotation, molecular function: ATP hydrolysis activity; calmodulin binding; P-type calcium transporter activity. The record is from RefSeq and is a predicted model, not a curated record. NCBI's taxonomy places the organism in Eukaryota, Viridiplantae, Streptophyta, Magnoliopsida, Malpighiales, Euphorbiaceae. Gene Ontology annotation, cellular component: plasma membrane; intracellular membrane-bounded organelle. Gene Ontology annotation, biological process: calcium ion transmembrane transport.